This is a messenger RNA of Symbiodinium necroappetens, 3192 nucleotides long. The record is from the annotation of a GenBank genome assembly. Lineage: Eukaryota; Dinophyceae; Suessiales; Symbiodiniaceae.
AUGAACUUGGAUGAACUUGCUGGUCCCCUGGCAAGAUAUGGAGGGUCGCGGCCGAUGCCUUGCGCCCAAGUAUCAAAGAUGCAGUACGCCGAUCCGGGAUUUUGGGAUACUCGGUUCAAAGAUGCCGAAGGCCUUUUCGAUUGGUAUGCUACGUAUGAAGAGCUGAGUGAUGCCUUUGAGCAGUUCUGCCCUGCAAGUGCCGUUGGUGAUCAAGGACUCCUGGUUGUGGGUUGUGGGAAUUCAUCUUUGUCCUCAGACCUUCAUGCUGCUGGCUAUUCCAACAUCACGAAUAUCGAUGUGUCUGCUCCUGCUGUCGAGAAAAUGCAGGGUCAGUUUGAAGCCCUGCCAAUGCAGUGGAUGGUAAUGGAUGCAACGUCCAUGAGCUUUCCGUCCAACUCCUUCGGCGUCAGUGUCGACAAAGGUACGCUGGACACGAUGAUGAGCUCUUACGCAGAGGAUCUUGCUGGAGCCAUGUGCAGGGAGGUGUGGCGGGUGUUGCAGCCCGGGGGCAUCUUCAUCCUGGUGUCCCACAGCGGCAAGCGACUGCCCAUCCUCCGAUCUGCGGGGACGUGGCGUCUGUUGGAGCAGAGGCGCUGCCGCCUCUCCCCGCAGGCCACGCUGAUCAACGUGCUGCGGUCCAAGCUUCCCCCAGAGGGGAAGCUGGUGGAUGCGUUUCGGGACCCGCAGCUUCUACAGCAAGCGAGCUCGGAAGCAAAAGCGGCCCUGAAGCGUAUGGCCUUCAUCGAUGCCUUCCGCCUCUUCAAAGCCAGGAAGAGAGCUCAGGCAGGGCUCGAAGAGGGGCAUGAAGCUGACGAGGAUCCACAGGAGCUUCCGGGCGAGGAGGACUUGGCGACCGGGGCUGCCGGAGAGUCGCGCGACCCUCGCCUACAGCCCUUCUGCUGGAUUUACGUGCUGCGCAAGGUCUCGAGUGUUAUUGCGGCCUCUUGGGUCAGUCAGUUCUACAGGAGGCCUUGCUCCUGUGUCUGCAGUCCUGGCUCGGAGUAUUUGUCUGGCUUGUUUCCGUUUUGCCGGUGCUACGAUGCACGUUUCAUGCCCAGCGUGAAGAGGCGCAGGUCUUCGUCGCAGGAGCUCCUUGGCUUGCCCAUCGAAGAAGCCCUCCAGGCAGCGGCGUUGGGGCUCUUUGAUCCUCUGGAGACCACCCGUGCUAUGUGCUGUGCGACACUGGCCGAGCUCCUCAGGAAUGCGGGGCCGGAUGCAGAGCUUGGAACAGUCGGACAGGAGGUGCUGCGGCACGUCCUGGCACAAGUCGCCUCCAAUUCCGGGGUGGUGCGCCUUGCUGCGAUGGAGGUGCUGCAGCACUUCCCUCGCUGGGACACGGAGGUGUUGAACAAGGCCGUGAAGCUGCCGAUAUUUCGGAAGGUUCCAACUGAGGAGGAGAAUCCCUCUGCAUCGGGCGGGAAGAGCUCCCAAAAGGAUGAGAUCUGGCACGGAGCGCUCUUCUUUGCCCUUGAUGACGAAGAGCCGAUGAUCCGCGCACGUGCGCUCCACAUAAUUCGAGUUGAGAUGUGUCAACGACGGGCCUCGGAAGAGGUGCCAGAAUUCAAAGGGUUCUUUCAGCGCCUCGCGGCGGUAGCUGCACUGUGCCUGCAAGACACUAGCGAGAUGGUACGUCAAGAGGCCACAGCUCUUCUGAUGGAGAUCAUGUCAGUGAGAUCAGUCGGCCUGGCAAGGCAAUUAGUCGACAAGGCCAGCGCUCCGCUUUUGACGCAUGUUCUGCAAGCUUUUCCACGAGAUCCAGUAGCAGUAUUGGGUGUCUUGGAGAAGGCCCGCUUCGCUGACCUCCAAGCGCUCUACGACGCGGUCCUCUGGAUUCUCAACGUCGAGCUGCCGCAGGGCCUGGACUCGCUGGACUUGGAGCCCGUCGCCUUUCGCUUGGCUGAGGAGCUGGAGCGGCUGGAGGCCAUGCCGGAGGUGUACAAAAAGGCCAAGAAGACCCUGAUGAUGGAUUCCGCUGCCCAGCCGGGUGUCAGGCUCCUCACGUCAACCGUGCUCUAUGGCUCCGAUCCAAUAGCUCCUGCAGGCAUCGCGGUGGGCCUCUCCCAGGGGAGGGGAUCCACUCAGAUGGAAAGGUUGCGGGUGCUGGUGGAUCAGGUUUCGCUGAGGAGCCCGGGAGCUGCCGAGCACCUGCGAGGUGACGAUGCGCUUUCUCCCAGGAUCUCGGAGUCGCCGAGUGAGUCCACGUUGACUUACUGGAUCCAGUCGCUGGAAUGGCACUGGGACGUUGUUGCCACCGGGCUGACAGAGGCACCGUGCUCCGACCGACUGCGUGUGGCUGCUUCGCGGAUGAGUCAGCUCAAGCAGCACUUGUCGCAUGCCGCUGCUGAGGCUGGCUCUGACGAGGACGCCUCCGGUCCUGUGGUGUCUGAUGAGGCAUCCAGAUUCGCAGCAGCCGCAGCUUGGGCAGAAGCUUUGAAGAGCCUGGCAGAGGCGGCACAGCGCAGCCACGAGAUGGAAGGAGUGCCGCCUCGUGCCAGCAUGAAGCUUCACCAGGCCGUUUCCUGGCUGAUGCACGGCUUCCUUUGGCCCGUGCUCCCAUUUCCCAGGAUUCUGUUGGCGCUUCGUCUGCUGUCCCUGCGGCUGCUUGCUGAUGCGAAGCCAACGGGCUUCUUUGUUCUCGAUCUGGAGAAGGGGGUGCAGGAGCUGGGAGGGCAGAUGCCAAGCAAGGCUUUGGAAACUGCAACUUCUUCUCGGCUCCUCCAGCGACCCAUAGGAGACUUCAUGCCAGCCCUCGGCAAGGGCUUCCUCCAAACCCUGCUGAAUGCGCCCGUGAAGCUGAGAACUGCGCGUCUCCGCUGGACGGAAUUGGGGAGGCCGAAGAUGCGAUCGGAUGGGCUUCGGCCGCUGCCGAUCUCGGUGGACGUGGCUCACAGCUUCCCGCGGGGCCUCCUCUUGGCGGACACUUCGAAGGCGGUGCUGGAGAAGGUGCCCGCGUCCGGGAGCAGCAGUCUGAGGACACAGCGAGUGGAAUGCAUCGCGCCCGGGCCGUGGUUUAGCAUCGGGCUGUUGCUCGACGUGGACGAUGCCAGCCUAGGUGCGCUCGGUCUCCCGAGCCUGGCGGGUGGCUCCACUGGCGUGAGUUCGCAGAGUGGUCUUCACAGGUAUGUCAAUCGAAUCGCAGUGACCGAGCCCAUGGAGGUCAACCUCCUGGAGUCCAGCUUCGGUGGUGUCUAA